ACAGCAACUCAAAAAACUAUCAACAAGCAUCCACAAGAGGAACGCGAUAAAAUUAAAAUCACAUUUGGAGAAAAUUCCGGUGGAGAUCUCAAUGGCGUCGAAGGAAAUGAAGAAGGAGAGAGCAGAGGUAGCGGCGAGGCUUGCUGCUUCCGAUCUCAGAGACAUUAAAAGAGACGAGGAGAAGCACGCAGCGGCGCCUGGAACCGAGAAAAAAGCCACGGUGGAGGUCGUGGAGACGGACCGGGCGGCGGCACAUGAUCAGCAGCAGAGGUCCGGGGUGAUCGGAUCUGUACUGAAGGCGGUGCAGGACACGUAUGAACACGCGAAGGAGGCGGUGGUUGGGAAGAGCCAGGAAGCGGAGGAGAGAGGCCAGGAGGUGAAGGACGCGUCGGCGGAGAAGGCAAGAGAGACGACGGAGGAGGCGAAGAGGAAAAUGGACGAGUAUGGAAGUGCAGCGGCAGAGAAGGCGAGGGAGACGAAGGAAGCCACCGGCGAUACGGUGGCGUCGGCGAGAGGGAAAAUGAGUGAAUAUGGAGAGAAAACGAAGAACAAGACAGGCGAAUACACAGAUUAUGCGGCGGAUAAGGCGAGGGAGACGAAGGACGCGGCGGCAAGAAAAGCAGGGGAAUACAAAGACUAUACAGCGGAGAAGACGACGGAGGCUACAGAAUCCGCAAAAGGAAAGGCCGGCGAGUAUAAGGAUUACGCAGCGGAGAAGGCAAGGGAAGCGAAGGACGCUGCGGCCAGAAAAGCAGGGGAAUAUAAAGAUUACACAGCGGAGAAGGCGAAGGAAGCGAAGGACGCUGCGGCGAGAAAAGCAGGGGAAUACAAAGAUUACACAGCAGAGAAGACUAGGGAAGCGACAGAAUCGGCGAAGGGGAAGGCGGGUGAGUACAAAGACUACGCGGCGGAGAAGGCGAAUGAAGCGAAGGAGAAGGCAGCAGAGUACAAGGAUUACACGGAGGAGAAGGCGAAGGAGACGAAGGAUGCGGCGGCAAGGAAGGCAGGGGAAUACAGAGACUAUACAGCGGAGAAAGCGAGAGAGACAUCGGAGUACACGGAGGAGAAGGCGAAAGAAGGAAAGGACACGACAGUAAGCAAACUGGGGGAAUUGAGAGAUUCAGCGGCGGAUGCUGCAAAGAGAGCCAUGGAAUACUUAUCUGGAAAGAAAGAGGAAGCGAAGGAGAAAUCUUUCGAGACUAAAGAAGCCGCCAAGGAAAAGAUGGGCGAAUCGGAGGAGGCCGCGAGGAGGAAGAUGGAGGAGCUGAGGCUGGAGGGAGGAGGGAGCGACAGAGAAGAAGCAAAAGUGACACUCGAGCGUAAUAGAGGAAGUGGCGGGAAGGGGGGAGACACGGUGGUGGUAGGGAUGGAGGAGACAAGGCCGGGGGCGCUGGCCUCGACUUUGAAGCAGGCGGACGACAUGGCGGGGCAGACUUUCAACGACGUUGGUCGAAUGGACGAGGAUCGUUCGAAGGAUCGUCAGGGGAAAAUGUGAAAUCUGAUAUGAAAAUGCUAGCUUGUGUUGAUCGUUGAUCGUCGAUCGUCGAUCGUCGUCUGUUUUCUGCUGCACUUUUCUUUUUUCGAAUAAUGAAUUUUCAUAUUUGGGAACCGUACAGUUUUGUGCUUAUUUUGGAUGGAUCGAUGGAUGAACUGUGUAAUAAAACAAACAAAA
Cucurbita moschata (crookneck pumpkin) is the source of this 1672-nucleotide messenger RNA. Its product is annotated as embryonic protein DC-8-like. The record is from RefSeq and is a predicted model, not a curated record. Bases 92 to 1495 code for a protein of 467 amino acids. Lineage: Eukaryota; Viridiplantae; Streptophyta; Magnoliopsida; Cucurbitales; Cucurbitaceae. The transcript is spliced from 3 exons.